AUGUCGAUGCGUCUAGUACCCUCUGCCAACCACUCCUCCUCCUUCACACAUCUCAAGACCGCUGGCGCUCCUUCCGCGCCCGGCCUGCACGACACACUCCGCCACGGCGUCGGUCCCACACCUUCACACCUUGGCGAGCCCUCGGCUCCCGUUUCGCGACACCCGCUCGAGUCCCGCCUGAAGGCCUGGCAGUCCACCCAGGAUGCCCUCAGAAUGGAGACGCUGCGCAAGACGUUCGGCAUCGCGGAGCCGAUCCGCCGCGGCAUGGAGGCAAAGAUUGUGAGCGAGGGCUCAUGGCGGCCGGCUGCGCUGGGCGGUGGCCCCGGCAAGAACAGUGUACACGAGGAUAUCCUGGCCGGCCGGGACACAAGCUGCGACUGGGAGGAUGUGUUCACGGGCGAGGAGCAGCAUGGCGCUGUGGGUAUCCAUGACGAGAUGGAGCGGAAGUUGAGAAUGUAA
This is a messenger RNA of Truncatella angustata, 459 nucleotides long. RefSeq names its product proteasome maturation factor UMP1-domain-containing protein. The coding region runs from base 1 to 459 and encodes 152 amino acids. Gene Ontology annotation, cellular component: nucleus; cytoplasm. Gene Ontology annotation, biological process: proteasome assembly. NCBI's taxonomy places the organism in Eukaryota, Fungi, Ascomycota, Sordariomycetes, Amphisphaeriales, Sporocadaceae. The transcript has 2 exons. The record is from RefSeq and is a predicted model, not a curated record.